This is a messenger RNA of Patiria miniata (bat star), 3073 nucleotides long. RefSeq names its product TAR DNA-binding protein 43-like. The transcript is spliced from 6 exons. Gene Ontology annotation, molecular function: RNA binding. Gene Ontology annotation, cellular component: nucleoplasm. Gene Ontology annotation, biological process: regulation of gene expression. The record is from RefSeq and is a predicted model, not a curated record. Lineage: Eukaryota; Metazoa; Echinodermata; Asteroidea; Valvatida; Asterinidae. The coding region runs from base 157 to 1653 and encodes 498 amino acids.
AAAAAAUAUUGCACCUAGCCAUCAAAACAAAAUUUGUAAAACCAAGUCGCCAAGAAAAUCUUAAUUUCUUCACUUUUUCUCGUUUUUCAAUGUAAUUACAUGGUGAGAAUAAAUUGUGAAUGUUUAUAGCAACCCAUUGUUGUAAAAUUCCUAGAUAUGGCGGCAUAUAUCCGUGUCGUUGAGGACGAGUUGGACCCCGAAGUGAUCGAGCUGCCGGUCGAGCCGGAUGGCACGAUGUUGCUGAGCACGCUGACAGCGCAGUUCCCCUGCGCCUCGGGCCUCAAGUACCGCAACCCCGGUACACGGAGUCUGAGGGGACUACGGGUCGUGGAGGGAAGAAUACAACCGCCUGAUGAUGUGUGGGGAGACCACCUUUAUAUAGCAGUCUUCCCCAAAGACAACAAGCGCAAAGGCGAUGACAGCAGUGAGAACAACUCAGCUAAAACCCGCCGCGUAGAGAAUAAAACAGUGGACUUGAUAGUGCUCGGGUUGGCUUGGAAGACAACGGUAGCCAGCAUGAGGGAAUACUUUGAGAAGAAUUUCGGUGAAGUUCUCAUGUGUGAGAUCAAGAAGAAUCUGGAGAACCAAUCCAAAGGUUUUGGUUUUGUGAGAUUCAAGGAUUACAAAGUGCAAAGCUCAGUGGUAUCACAGAGGCACAACAUUGAUGGUAGAUACUGUGACGUCAAAAUACCAGACUCGAAGAAUUCCCAAGACUCCAAGAAGAUGUUUGUUGGACGCAUGCCACAAGACAUGACCAAGGAAGACCUGUAUAACUACUUCUCUAAAUAUGGUGAAGUCACAGAUGUGUACAUCCCAAAGCCGUAUCGCUGUUUCGGGUUUGUGACAUUCUUAAGGUCUGAUGUGGCAACAGUUGUUGCCAGUGAAGACCACAUUUACAAGGGUACCAGUCUACAAGUGAAUCGCGCUGAGCCCAAGAAUCCUAAGAUCAGAAUGCAAGGAGAUGACCAUUACCCAAGUUAUGGGUACGGAGGAGGGGGAGGAUAUUCGGACCAAGGCAGAUACUACUCCCGAGGGGACUACCCCCAGAGUGGGCGGGGCCGAGGACGGGGAGGUGGCAAGAUUGUCCCACGAGGCGGAGACGGGUACCGGGACCGAGACCAAGGUAGUAUAGGGGGACCAGGGAACCAGGUCAAUACGUCCAAUGUUGGCGGGGGUAUGGGAGGAGGCAUGGGUGGGGGCAUGGGUGGGGGUAUGGGUGGCGGCAUGGGGGGUGGUAUGGGGGGUAACCCAGGCGGGCAAGGUCCAGGACAAAUGGGCAACUUUCCGUGGAAUCAGGCAAUGUUGGCUGCGCUGAGCCAGGCAGGCUGGGGCAUGAUGAGCAAUAUGCUGGCGCAGGGUAUGCAGCAAGGCAUGCAGCAGCAACAGCAGCAGCAGCAGCAGCAACAGCAGCAGGGGAACCAGCCCCCGCAGCAGCAGCCGCAGCAGCAGUCACAGCCAUCUCAGGGUUCCUUGUCGCAAGGCAGUCAGUCCUCGCAAGUGUCAAAUCAAGUGAUGCAGACACCAAACAGUAGCGGCGGGUACGGGUCCGGGCAGCAAUCCUUAGGAUGGGGGUCUAGUCAGUCUAGCGUAGGGGAGACGGGAAGUCCUGGUUACUUAAUGGGGGAAAGUAAGAGUGGAGGCAGUGGGUGGUAGAGAGGUACCAGAAGUCAUGGUCCAAGACUGGAUUUGGAUUCUGUUUCUCUGAAUGCUGCUGGUCAGAUCCUUGGCAAGCAUGGUAAAGUUUGUGCGGUGGCAGAGGACAAAGUCUUGGAAACUUUGGCACCGGGAACCAAACAAAUUGUGAGCAUACCUCAUGCACACAUUAGAUUAACCCUAACCUCCCUUGCAUUUUUGUUAGGAUGCAACCUCAAUUCCUGCAAAAUCCUCCAAGUUCCUCCAUGCAAAAUUGCAUACAGCCUCAAUCCUCCAAUAUCAUACAUUAUUUCUGGAAUGUUGUCCUUGGAGGGGUGACCACAGCUUCAAUGCUGCCAAAUCCUCCAGCAAUCACUGUCAAUGUGUUUUAGCAGGGCCAGUGACAUCCCGGAGCAGUGCGGAGGAUCUCAAGUAUAAUAUAGGCCUAAAUUUAUACACAGCUGAGCAUAAACAACACAAAGUCCGGCCUAAGACCUUGAUACAGUGCAUCCUCCAAAAUCAGCCAUACAUUUUUGCCACUGUGCAAAGAGGAUUACGGAGCAUUUGGGAAGGUUAGGGUUAAAUACAGGCGACUCUCAUUAUAACGAGGUCGAUGGGACUAGCCAAAUUACCUCUUUAUAACAGAAAUGUUGUUAUAAAAGGACAGCGAAACAAAGAAACACAAAGAGAACCUGAGAUUUGGGACCUAAGAAUUUGCUCUUUAUAAGCAGAACCUCUUUAUAAAAGUGCUCUUUAUAAUGUAUAUGGCAUGUAAGGUAUGCUGUGAAUUUCGUGGGUGCGGGUGCCAAAGUUCCCAAGACUGAAUGUGAUUCCUCUAGUUACUUUCUACUGCCACGUAGGCUUAACCAAAUUGGUCAGGGUCCUGCAGCAUUAGGGGAAUCAAAUCCAAAGCGGUCUGAAACCAAGACUACUUGUAUGAACGAUCCCAAAAAGACAACUCGGAAGACUUUUCCCAUAUGCAUCUUGCCAUCUUACUUUGGUGCUUUGUGCUAUUAGUUAAUUCGCGAUUAAACACACACUCAGGUUAGUGAUCUCUAUUGAAUUCAAUGAAGUUCUUGUAAAGCAUGUAGCACAACUAAUUUUGAAAUGUAAUAUUAAUAUGAUCGCUGAAUUUUGAAGGUCGGAAUGUACCUUGAAACAGCCCCUUCACUGUACGUGUCAAAUGACAGCAAAGGCACCAUUCUAUUUUGAUAUCGCUGGGCAGUGUAACACUCAAAACUACAUUGUUGUAAAUACAAUUGUAAAUAUUAUCAAUGUUUGGCAAAAAGUAGCGUUUCAUCUUUCAUGGCAUUUUAAUUGCUGGAGAUAAGGGUGGGAGUGGAAGGGGAAAGGAGUGGGGGGGUUUGAGGGAAACUGAAGGGGGUUAAAUUGGGGUUAAUAGGCUUUAUUCAUGAGUCGGCCAUAUUAAAUUGAAAGCGAG